Molecule: messenger RNA, 1230 nt
Organism: Neltuma alba
Lineage: Eukaryota; Viridiplantae; Streptophyta; Magnoliopsida; Fabales; Fabaceae
Product: esterase AGAP003155-like
Exons: 5
Coding region: 249-1025 (258 amino acids)
Source: RefSeq, a predicted model, not a curated record
UCUUGCAGAGCCACGAUAAUAAUGUCAGGCUGUAUUGCUUCUUACGGGCCAAGAUAUUAUAACCAAAACCCAAUUCAAUUUAAUCGUUGUGCGUCUGUCGUUUCAGGCGACCUCAUUCUCAAAGCGCGAAGCAGCCGAAAUGGAAUGUGAAUAACUUGGGUGAGGGAUCCGCACAACAGGCGGCCCUUUUGACUUUCAACCACGCUUUUAAAUUCUGCCCGUCACUGAGGACGAAGCAGAUUCACGAAAUGGGUAGCGAAGGUGACAUCGGAGUGAACGCCAGGAAGCCGAGAGUAUUGUGCCUUCAUGGCUUCAGAACGAGUGCAGAAAUUCUUAAGAAACAGAUACACAAGUGGCCGGAAUCCCUGCUCCAGAAGAUGGAUCUCGUUUUCGCCGAUGCUCCGUUUCCCUGCCAGGGCAAAUCCGACGUCGAAGGCAUCUUCGACCCUCCUUAUUACGAGUGGUUCCAGUUCAACAAGGAAUUUACAGAAUACACGAACUUCGAUGAAUGCCUGAAAUAUAUAGAGGAUUUCAUGAUCGAGCACGGGCCCUUCGAUGGUCUUCUAGGUUUCUCUCAGGUAAAAUUUUUUUUCCCCUCUGACGAAUUUUGCAGUAUUCAUUAUUCAAAUCCAUCGGCCUCCAAGCUGAAGCUGGUGAAAUGUUUGAAUGUGAGAAUACAGGGAGCGAUAUUGUCCGGUGGGCUGCCGGGUCUCCAAGAGAAGGGUGUGGCAUUAAACAAGGUUUCGAAAGUGAAAUUCUUGAUAAUAAUAGGAGGAGCUAAGUUCAGGGCACCUUCGGUGGCUGAGAAAGCAUAUGCUUCACCAAUUUCGUGCCCCUCCCUCCACUUUCUAGGGGAGACAGAUUUUUUAAGACCGUAUGGGGCUGAACUGCUGGAAUCAUGCGUUGAACCAGUGGUAAUUAAGCACCCUAAAGGCCACACAAUACCAAGAAUAGAUGAUGAUAGUUUGAAGACCGUGACAAGUUUCAUCGAAAGAGUUCAAAAGUUAUGCGAGGACCAGAAAUAAACAUAGAUGGGCUAAUUUGCCCGCCAGGACGUCAUUAUUUUUGUGUCUUGUUAAUUUAGUAGCUCCAUGCCUAUUCUAUCUCUCAGGUCUGAAGUCUGUACGCACGCGCACAUUUUUUUUUUCUUUUGGUUUGUCAAAAAUCACGGAAACCAUUUAUGUCUACAAAAUUAAAAAUUAAUUAAACUGAAUAAUAGAUCGAGAUAAA